This is a messenger RNA of Rosa rugosa (rugosa rose), 1281 nucleotides long. RefSeq lists its product as uncharacterized. Bases 1 to 1281 code for a protein of 426 amino acids. The record is from RefSeq and is a predicted model, not a curated record. Gene Ontology annotation, molecular function: protein binding. Lineage: Eukaryota; Viridiplantae; Streptophyta; Magnoliopsida; Rosales; Rosaceae. The transcript has a single exon.
AUGGAUGAUCUGCCGGACCUUGUUAAGGUUGAAAUCCUUUGUCGACUUCCUUGCAAAUACGUCGUUCGAUGCAAAUGUUUGUCCAAGCAUUGGCUUACUCUCAUCUCCGACUCGGACCCCUAUUUUGUUAGCCGAUUUCAAUGUCUCCUAGGACCUGAACGAACCCUACUGUUCUCUCCAACACCAAAAGAUCGGUUUACCAUGAAUGAGCUUUCAGGGCUCAAAACACUCGGGUCAUUUAGGCCGAGUUUCCAACCUAAUGAUCAUCAAUCCAAUUUAAAGCCAAUUGUGGUAGCAACAUGUAAUGACUUGGUUCUGUGCUGCAAAACCCCGAUUUGUAUUCGACGUGAGUACUUUAUCUGCAAUCCUUACACCAGACAAUUUGUUUCUCUUCCAAUCGCACCUCCAUCCACCCCUGGUGUAUCUGUGGGAUUCAUUAAUUGCGACAGCGAUCAUAAAAAGGAACAAACUACUGGUGGUAAUAGUAACAUCACUGGAUACAAAGUUGUGCAAAUUCCUUAUUUCGGAUAUGAUACUGCAGCCUUCCAAUUCAAGGUGGACAUAUUUUCUUUCAAGACCGGUGAGUGGAGAGACUAUCUAGUAUCAUGCCAACUAUUUCGUUUUCAAGUGUCGAAUCGUCUAGUAUCAAGCCAACUAGGGUCUCGUUUUCAAGUGUUGAAUCGUGCAGGCAUAGCUUACAAUGGAGUGUUGUAUUGGUCGGGUCCUAAUGGCUUUCUUAUCGGGAUAGAUCCAUUUAACCCUAAAGAAACUACCGGUUCUAGAAGUAGUGGUGAUAUUAUUGAACAUAAAUAUGGUUAUUUCAUUGGAUUUAAUGAGCAUUUGGAACCAUGCAUAGAUUUAUUGGACCAGCUAGAUGUGAGCCAUGGAUCAUGUCUUCGACCAUGCCAGUUAUAUAGAAAACAAUGUAUACUCCGUGUUUGGGAGUUGAAAGAAGUACAAGAAGAGCAGUUAGUCAACCAAGGAAAUUCCAAGUGGUGUUUAACAUACAAGGUUUCCUUGGAACAAAUAGUUUGGCAAGAUCAAAAGAUUGAUCUGCACUGCAAGGGCUCUAAGUUGCUAGCUUUGGACCCAAAUAAUGAUGAUGUCUUGUAUUUGAAACUGGAUGGACAGAUUGUCAUUUGCAACAUCCGGACAUCAGAAUUGAAGAUAGCUAAACUGCUUAUAAUUAACUACAGUCCUUGGCCUUAUAACGGUGUCUUCCCAUUUGUUUUCCCCUCGUGGCCGACACCAGUUCCUAAACUUCCACCACAAAAGGAAUAG